Messenger RNA from Pieris macdunnoughi, 1032 nucleotides. The record is from the annotation of a GenBank genome assembly. NCBI's taxonomy places the organism in Eukaryota, Metazoa, Arthropoda, Insecta, Lepidoptera, Pieridae.
AUGAAUAUUAUAUUAAUUUGUAUAACGGUUGUCAGUGUUUUUUUGACGACUAAAGUAUUUUAUGCUCAGAGGUGUGAAAAAGCCCAGGCGUGUAUAACUGAUUUGACGGCGGAAGAUUGCGGUGUAGGUCUUUAUACCUUAACCCGAAACAGUCACAUAUUUAACUGCUGUCCGGGAUGUACGCUCAAUGCACCAGAAGAAGAAGAAGAAGAAGAAGAAGAUGAGGAUGACGUUUAUUUAGACCAUGAGUGCAUUCCACCCGCAAACUGCCUGCCCGACGGUUCAUUUUCACCUGUACAAUGCAAAGGCGAUUCAUUUACUGGCAGAUGUUUCUGCGCGGAUAAAAAGGGUCGAAGAAUAUUUGGACAAAUGUGGAGGAGAGAAGCGAGCGAGAUGUCAUGCGCUUGCAGCAGAGCAAGACGUAACUUAGAGGAGGAAGGAAACGUUGUGACCUUUCACUGCACAUCCACUGGCGAUUACGAACCUCUACAAUGCAACCAAGGAAUGUGCUGGUGCACUGAACCAAAAACUGGACAGCCGACAGUGACUCCUGUCCCAGAGAAGGACAUGACAAUGUUGCCAUGUUACAGUUCAUCGUCCGUCGGUGAGCAAUAUUUAAGAAGAUGCGAGAGUAUCGCUUUCGCCCUAUCAACCAUACAGAAAGAGCAAACGGAACAUGGAACUCAUUUCUACGGCAAUCCAACGACAUUUUGUGAUUAUGACGGAAGUUAUGGCUCUUAUCAAAUUCAGAAUGGAAUAGCCUAUUGUACCGGACGUGAUGGGAAAAUUUUGGGAUCCUGGCAAGCCAUUGUGAACGAAAUGAACAACAUGAAUUGUAACUGCGCUCGUGACUCUGCGUUACAUUUCCCGGAGCGUGGCAUGACGGUGGCUGAAGUAUGUCAGCCUAAUGGCAACUAUCGACCAGACCAAUUUGGUAAUGGUCGUCUCUACUGUGUGGACUCCGACGGGUACUCGCUAGAACGCAAAGAUUGGCCAGAAGUUUGCGUUCAAGCCAGCAACGGCGCGGCAUGA